This is a messenger RNA of Ceutorhynchus assimilis (cabbage seed weevil), 2966 nucleotides long. Lineage: Eukaryota; Metazoa; Arthropoda; Insecta; Coleoptera; Curculionidae. The record is from the annotation of a GenBank genome assembly.
UCUGACAAUAGUUCCCAAAAUUUCCGCGGCUUGCAGCAGGGCGCAUGACGCAUUUUCAAUUCAAAAUUCAAAAAUAAAUAAGUAACUUUGGUACUUAUCUCUGUUUGGUACUUACUUAAGUCUAUGUACUAUUAUAUAGAUUCAAAUAAACCCUAUAUGCCUGAAUUUGAAAUCUCGAAAUUUGAUAUUAAAGUCGGUGGUUGGCGUAGGACCGGAAGUUGAACGGGAUGAAAAGACGUUUACCCAUAAUGCCCUCCUGGUUCAUGUUAAAAACUCUUGCCGGUCUUCCAGUCAUUGAGUGAAAAUUGCCUGUUAAAAGUGAUUUCCAAGGGGAAAAACUGCAAAAAUGGACCAUAAAGAAAUUCCGAGCCAGACGCCCUCUCAAGCUGAACUAACCCAGACUCAACAAUCGACAUCAGAUGAAAUCAUCAUCGAUAAACUACAAUACAAUGUUUCCAGAGAUAUUAACAUGAUUUUAACUAGAAACGCCACUGAACAAGCUCAAAGUGCAGAGAGAGAUCAGAAGCUGAAAAUGCAAAGCUUGAGAUACGAACAUAAAGCAGUCGAAGCCCAGACGCCGACUAAGCAGGAGAUUGAAAAUGCUCUACUGGAACUUCAAAGAACAGAGCAGACUCUAUAUGAGAGUGUUGAAAACAAAAACAACGCAAUGACCUUCUUCAUAGGUACAGAGGCGUUGGUUGAGGAACUGGACACUCAAGUCUCAGCAUUCAGAAGUCGUAAAGAGACAGCACUAGCGAAAUCGGACCGAUUUUCAAAAAAUGUGGCAAAACUCAAGCUAAUGAAAUUACAGCACAUUGAAUCGCAAAAACUAAUUCAAGAACUAGAGAUGAAAAAACAAGAACUUAUGUGCACACCUGAACCUCGAAUCGAUCAAAAUCUAGUUGAGGAAAAUCUAGCCAUAAGAAAGAUGAUUGAAGAAAAAAAAUUGGCCCUGGAGAAAAAACGAUUCGAGAAAGCCAAAAUGGAAGAUCAUAAAUCUAAGAAGUUAUUAUUGCUUAUUGAAAUAUAUAAAAAAGGGGAGGAAAAUCAACAAUGUGAGGAAAACUUGAAAAAAAUGGAAGCCAACUUCAACGAUAUGGCACAAAAGUGGCCUGAGCAAGAACAAGAAAUAAAAACAAAAAUCGCCAUUGACGAGCAAAAGCUUUAUGAAUUAGGGGAAAAUAUCCAAAGCAACGAGCAGACAAUCAAAGAAGUUGACCAAAAAGCGAGUGAAAUCAUGCAAGGUGUUGCUGAAAAACAACUAAAACUAACCAAACUUGACCAACAACUAGAAGACAGACAGCAGGAUGCAAGUACAACUAAAAAACAAGAAUUUGAUAUUGAAAAACUAAAUCAGGAAGCUUUAAAUAAUGAAAUACAGGAUAUUGGCAAUAAAAAGGAGGAGCUUGAAAUGAAAAAAUCUGAUAACGCAGCUACUCAAUCAAAUCUCAAUGAUAAGGAAGCUGAAAUGGUUGCUGAGUUGCUCAAUGAAAAAGCUAAACUAACAUUGCAUCAAACCAAAUUACUGGAGAAAGAAGAUGCCUUAAAAACUCUUCAAAUGGAUAUCGAAACUGAGGGAUCCAAUAUUGAGGAAUUGAAAUCCAAAGAAAUAAACCUCUGUAAAACAUUGGAAGAAGUUAAGGAAAAGCAAAGACAAUUCUCUAUUGAUUAUGAACAGCGUUACAAUGACGUUUCGUUGAAGCACAAGGAAACUUUGGAUGCGCUGUUGAAAAAGAUGCGGACCGCAGAGGCGGAUAUAGAAUUGACUCAAGCAAUUGUUGAUGGAGGUUUAAUGGAACUUGAAAGUUUGGUGAAAAUGAACAAAGAUUAUGAUGAAACUAUAAAAGUGGAAGCAAUGAAAUUGAAUAAUCAAAAAAGAGCUGUAAAGGAUUUUGAAAAAAAUAAGCUCAAACCAAUAGAGGAUUCCUUAAAAACAAAAAAGGCGCUUUUGAAACAGAAAAACGAUCAAAAAUCAACUGGGAAAUCCAAAGUGCCUUCUGCCUUUGACAAACUUGCAGAAAAAACUCAAAGCCUCGAUGACCAAAGCCCAAUCAUUGUUAUUGAGAAAGAAGAGAAUGUGGAAAACGUAACUGGUCGUAAAUCGCCCGGUAUUCUGAAGUCGCCGUACAGGAUCAGGAAACCCACUGUACCACAACCAACUUCACCGAAUCCAAGGCGUGUUACUUUUGACGGGAUUCCUACAUCAGAAUCCUCUUCUGCAAGCACUAAUUCGCCAAAGCGUUAUAGACAGCAGUCUUCUAAAAUUAAUGCUGCCAGAAAGGAGGGCUCUGAUAAGAGAAAAUUUACGGAUUCAUUCUAGAUUAUUAUCAGCUGUAUUUCGUUUCUGAUAUUUAGUUUGUUGUAUUUCCGUUAAUGGAAUUUAUUUAUCAUAGAUUAUGUUUGUUCUUAACGUUGUGCUGCUCAAGCGUGGAAACAUUGAAACAAAUGGUUCAAAAAGUAGGUACUAGUGUUUUCAUUGUUUCUAUAUGCUAUCUUGAACUUUAAUUUUUCAUGUAGCACAGUUUAAUAUAGGUACUUAUUGUUCAAUAAUUAUAAAAUUUACUUGGUUUUAUUUUUGAUAAAGAUUUAUUUUAUGUACAAAUUUUUAUCUUUAUAUGAUAAUUAUUUUCACAUUUCUAGCCUUGCUUGAGUAAUGCCAAGCUUUCUUGUUUCGCUUCCUCUUUAUCCAUUAUUAUUUUCGGUAAAGCUCCACUAUUAGCACCCUCGAUGGCCAGCCUCAAUUCUUUACCACCAACAACCCCUACUAGUUUUCCUAUGGCAGUGACGUACGCAGUGUUCAAGUGCAUCAUGGAAAACAACGAGUGCACCUUGAGGAGGGACGUACGUUCUACUAAUUGAAACGGUGCCGGAUCGACUUGAGACGAAGUGAAGUCGACUUGUUGGUUGAGUUGCUGGUCUUCCCAGGCGUCUUGUUCCGGUUGGGGUAAGUCACAUAUACGAACAGC